AUGUCCAGCUGGUCAACAACACCAUCCACCGGUAGUGUUCCGAUGCUAUCGUGCGGUGCCGGGCCGAAAUCUGACAGGGAAGCUUUCCCAGGACAAAGCGAGGAACCAGAACCUAGCCUGCCACCGGCCUCAACCGAGGCUUGCCCUUUUUCAAGUUUCGCUGGAAGCUCACUAGUGGAGCCUCACGCUACGGUGGCGCAUAGGGAGAAUAUCGUCCGGAUAAAGAAAAUGCGUAGUAACGGUGGCCCUAGACCCGCAAUGACUACCGUUUGGCAAGCCUAUUCGAACACGCGCCAUGAUCAAGAUAAGGUAUCCCUCACUGCAGGAUCAUACUUUGGCGAGACUCGACUGCUUGGACAAAGGAGAGUGAAGUUCGUCAGCCGACCCCCUGCGUCGUCAAGGUUUGCUUCCGCUCCCGUCACGAAACCCCAGUCUUGCACGCAAUCUGCUGCAGACUUCAUUAGCUCGAAGCGAAGCUCAAUUCCAAACUGUCCAGAGCCGGACAGCACUUUCAUCGUAAAGCGCUUCACAGAGGAUUGGUUACAGCUGAAAACUGAAGAGGACCGCACCGCCUUAUGUCUUCUUUACUUUGAGAAGACCGUCGAGCAGAAACCAGGGCAGAUAGCAGAGAGGGCUCUCGAACUGAUUCUCACACUUCCCAAGAGAGAUGCCACUGCGACCCGUAGGCGGAUCUUUAUGCUUGUCUUGGAUUGGUUCAGGAAGCACGAGUGGCAGAUAAACGAGCAGCGAAGAAUACUUACACCCCGAAACGGGACUCCCAAGAGGACCGAAUGGUGGCAGAGCAUUCCUCAUCUCCCUCGAGGCUCGGGUUGA
Filobasidium floriforme is the source of this 834-nucleotide messenger RNA. RefSeq lists its product as uncharacterized. The transcript has 4 exons. The record is from RefSeq and is a predicted model, not a curated record. The coding region runs from base 1 to 834 and encodes 277 amino acids. Lineage: Eukaryota; Fungi; Basidiomycota; Tremellomycetes; Filobasidiales; Filobasidiaceae.